AUGAAAAUUGAAAAAACUGCCGCAAUGUCAGUUAAUUCCAUGGGAAUUGGUGCGUUGCUUAGCUUCCUCACAUUUAUUCCAAUGUAUUUUGCUUCUAAAUAUGAUAUGGUUCCUGAAAAGCUUCUAAAAAUCACGACAAUUUUGAUAAAUACACCAACUGAGAUUCUUAGCUUUGGAGUUGGAAUACUUACAGCUAACGGUAUUGGUGUUGAAUGGAUGGAAAAGUAUUUGAGCACUGACACUAUGAAAAACAAACAAAUGGUUAGAUUGGUUGUUGAAAGAACAAUUGAACAAUACAUGGAUAUCAAAGGCAGAUUCAACAAAAUAACGGAGGAAGAAGUCUAUAACAUUUUCCAUCCAAAAUUGGCUCUCACGUAUGGUUUUGGAAGUAAAGUUGUAAAAACAAUGCUUUGGACAUCAGAAAAGCUUGUUAAAGCCUACUGUUCAUUAACUGACCAGCCGUUCCCGAAAACUAUAUUUGAUCAAAUCAACAUGAGUAAAUUAGCUCUUCCGUUCUUGAAUGAAGAGGAACUUGAAGAUAGAGGCUUUUAUCAAGCAAAAAUACAUAAGAAGCAGAAAAAAAUGGUAAAAAUGCCAGGAAUGAGUGAAGAUAAAUGGGAAAGCUUCUAUAACGAAUCUGGUAUGAAUAUUGUUUAUAUUAGAGACCGGACAUAA
Molecule: messenger RNA, 675 nt
Organism: Meloidogyne enterolobii
Lineage: Eukaryota; Metazoa; Nematoda; Chromadorea; Rhabditida; Meloidogynidae
Source: the annotation of a GenBank genome assembly